AUGGAUAACUCAAUACAGCGACUACUCAAUGACAAGCUCUAUGACAAGAGGAAGCAAGGAGCUCUAGAGUUGGAGAAGAUCGUCCGCGAUGCCGUUAUCAAAGGAGACUCGGAAAGGAUUGGAAGGAUAGUCGAACAGCUGUGCCACGACUAUGCUUAUGCUGUACAUCAGCCUCACGCUCGAAAUGGAGGUCUGAUUGGAUUGGCAGCUGCCUCGAUCGCGCUAGGAUCAGAAGGAGUUGCACAGUAUCUGCGAGAGAUUGUACCGCCGGUCCUAGCAUGCUUCACCGAUCAAGAUGCACGAGUGCGCUAUUAUGCCUGCGAAAGCAUGUACAACAUCGCCAAGGUGGCCAAGGGUGAAGUUCUUGUCUACUUCAAUGAGAUUUUCGAUGCUCUUUCCAAACUUGCCUCGGACUCAGAACUUUCGGUAAAAAACGGUGCGGAGCUCUUGGAUCGACUGGUGAAAGACAUUGUGGCUGAAUCGGCGGCCUCGUACGUCUCAGUGCUACAGCUGUCAGAGAAAACAGCAGCCGAUUCAGAAGAUGCAAACGACGAUGAUCUCCCGACCGCGUUCUCGCUGGCUAAAUUCAUCCCGCUACUGAAGGAACGAAUCCACGUCAUCGGCCCAUAUACACGAAAUUUCUUGGUGUCGUGGUUGACACUUCUCGACACCAUACCUGAUCUUGAGCUGGUCACAUUCCUGCCUGAGUUCUUGGAAGGCCUGAUCAAAUUUCUGGGAGGCCCUCACAAGGAAGUCAAUGUUGCCACUCAAGGCCUCUUGGAGAGAUUUUUGGGGGAGAUCAAAAGAAUCACGCGAGUGAAGAAGGGCCUUGAAAAGAGCCAAAAAAGCCAGGAGAGCCGUAGGCGUUCUGUGACGAGCGACACUGUGAGCUCCAAAACGCGGCAGUCGGUUGACAGCAAUGGAGCUGAUGAGGCGGAGAAAGACGACGUUGCCGUGGACGAUUCCGCUGCAUCAGAUUCCUUAUUUGAUGAAGAGACGAUGCAAGCCGACGGCGAUUGGAUUCCUGGGCAAGACGUGCAAAUAGAUUUCCCGAAAAUUCUGGAUAUUCUCGUCACCUUCGUGGACACCUCAUAUGAGGAGGAAAUGCAACUGACAGCGCUUCGCUGGAUCGAUGCAUUUUUCGAGAUCAGUCCCGAAGACAUUCUCCCAUUUGUCCCUCGGUUAUUGACCCAAGUACUUCCGGCAAUGUCAAGUGGUGCAGAUUCUGUGCGGCAAGCAGCAAAUCGCCUGAACAAGUCCUUGCUCGAAUACAUAUAUUCUUUAUCAGACGACGAUAUCGAAGAACCCGCUCUUAACCCAUCAAAGAUUCCUUCCUUCACCAACAGUCGCGACAGCAUUGACAGGAAGAUGUCAGACAUCUCCGCGUUUGACCCUAGAAAGGCGGGGCAGGAGUCUUCAAGGGCUCCAACACCUCGCGACAGUAUUAUUUCAGCGCCGCCUCAGCCGGUAGACCUCGACUAUGCAGCUGCAGUCAACUCCCUUACGCUUCAAUUUUUGAACGAGCAUGAAGCCACUCGGGUAGCUGCGUUAACUUGGCUGAUUAUGCUACACCGGAAGGCCCCGCGUAAGGUCGUCGCAUUCAACGAUGGGACGUUUCCCGCAUUGUUGAAAACAUUAUCCGAUCCAGCAGAAGCUGUUGUGACAAAAGAUCUGCAAUUGUUGUCUCAGAUAUCGCGGAAUAGCGAGGACAGCUAUUUCACAUCCUUCAUGGUCAACCUGUUACAAUUGUUCUCGACCGAUCGACAUCUGCUGGAAGUUCGCGGUAAUUUGAUCAUUCGUCAAUUGUGUUUGAAUCUGAGUCCAGAACGAAUCUAUAGGACUCUGGCCGACUGCCUGGAGAAGGAAGAGGACCUCGAAUUUGCUAGCAUCAUGGUCCAAAAUCUGAACAACAACCUUAUCACCGCGCCUGAACUAUCUGACAUGCGAAAGCGAUUGAGGAACCUUGACACAAGGGAUGGACAAAUGUUUUUUGUCGCCCUGUUUCGGUCCUGGUGUCACAACGCCGUGUCGACGUUUUCUUUAUGUCUCCUUGCGCAGGCUUAUGAGCAGGCUUAUAACCUCUUGCAAAUCUUUGCUGAACUUGAAAUGACCGUCAAUAUGCUCAUCCAGAUUGACAAGCUGGUGCAGCUCCUUGAAUCACCCGUGUUCACAUACCUCCGUCUUCAACUGCUCGAACCCGAAAAAUACCCCUACCUGUACAAAUGCCUCUACGGUGUCCUCAUGCUCCUGCCCCAGAGCUCCGCCUUUGCCGCCCUCAAGAACCGAUUAAACAGCGUCAGCAAUAUCGGUUUUCUCCAUGGUGGUCCACGCAGCACAUCUCAAACCACGCCGUCCUUUGACCGCUCUUCCGGAACCCGGCUCAAAAGUCGGGAUGAUAUUCGCUGGACCGAACUCCUCGACAAAUUCAAGGCUGUUCAAGAACGAGCACGACGUGCACAGGCUGCCCAACGACACUCAAUGGACCCUACUGACUCAUUGCAGAAUCCUUCGCUCAGUGCCGCGCUAUCUGCGGCAACUGCUGAACGGACACGAGACCGACCUGGCAUGCCCGAUACCUCUCGUGCAGGAUUACUCGGUUCUAUUGGCACUGGUAUGGGCUCCAUGACUGGAACCUCCGGUACAGUGGGAAGUAUUGCUCGUGGGGUAGCCGAACCCAAGCCAUCAGGCUCCUCAUCGCUUCUCAGUUCUGCCCACAAACACAAGUCGAGCCUGCCUAACCUGGGCCGUCUAGGCAUCGGCGGCCGUAAGUCGAAGAGGUAA
Penicillium diatomitis is the source of this 2781-nucleotide messenger RNA. RefSeq names its product VAC14 family protein. The transcript has 10 exons. NCBI's taxonomy places the organism in Eukaryota, Fungi, Ascomycota, Eurotiomycetes, Eurotiales, Aspergillaceae. The record is from RefSeq and is a predicted model, not a curated record. Gene Ontology annotation, cellular component: endosome membrane; fungal-type vacuole membrane; PAS complex. Bases 1 to 2781 code for a protein of 926 amino acids. Gene Ontology annotation, biological process: positive regulation of kinase activity; phosphatidylinositol biosynthetic process.